Messenger RNA from Morchella sextelata, 1041 nucleotides. RefSeq lists its product as uncharacterized. Gene Ontology annotation, molecular function: thioredoxin-disulfide reductase (NADPH) activity. Gene Ontology annotation, biological process: removal of superoxide radicals. Bases 1 to 1041 code for a protein of 346 amino acids. The record is from RefSeq and is a predicted model, not a curated record. Gene Ontology annotation, cellular component: cytoplasm. NCBI's taxonomy places the organism in Eukaryota, Fungi, Ascomycota, Pezizomycetes, Pezizales, Morchellaceae. The transcript is spliced from 7 exons.
AUGCACAGCAAGGUCGUCAUUAUUGGUUCGGGCCCUGCUGCCCAUACAGCCGCAGUCUAUCUAGCUCGUGCAGAACUGAAACCCGUUAUGUACGAGGGAAUGCUUGCAAACGGGAUUGCCCCUGGUGGCCAAUUGACUACAACCACUGAUGUUGAGAACUAUCCUGGCUUUCCAAAUGGGAUUAGUGGUCAAGAACUUAUGGAAGCCAUGAGAGAACAAAGCGCAAGAUUCGGCACUGAGAUAAUUACAGAGACAGUAUCCAAAGUUGAUUUAUCAGAGCGACCAUUCAAGUACUGGCUCGAGUACAGUGAGGAUGCUGCGCCCCACACCGCCGAUACUCUUAUCAUUGCAACUGGUGCAUCGGCGCGACGACUUAACCUCCCUGGCGAAGAGAAAUAUUGGCAAAGUGGCAUCAGCGCCUGUGCUGUCUGCGAUGGAGCUGUACCAAUCUUCAGGAAUAAACCCCUGGCGGUGAUUGGGGGUGGCGAUUCGGCUGCGGAGGAGGCAAUCUUUUUGACUAAAUAUGGAAGUAAAGUGACGGUCCUGGUGCGAAAGGAUAAGCUUAGGGCAUCUAACAUCAUGGCUAAGCGGCUCACGGCGCAUCCAAAGGUUGAGAUUCUGUAUAAUACCGUGGCCACAGAAGCAAAAGGGGACGGCAGGCUUUUACAAAACCUCACGAUCAAGAAUGUUGUGACAGGCGAGAUUAGCGAGUUGCCAGCCAAUGGGUUAUUUUAUGCUGUUGGGCACGAACCGGCUACCUCCCUAUUUAAAAACCAGAUCGUCACCGAUGAGGACGGUUAUAUCAUAACAACCCCUGGCACAUCAUAUACCAGUGUCAAGGGUGUUUUUGCUGCCGGGGAUGUACAGGAUAAGCGGUAUAGACAGGCAAUUACAAGCGCAGGCUCAGGAUGUAUUGCAGCAUUGGAAGCCGAGCGAUUGCUGGCGGAAGAAGAAGAGGAUGCCUCAGAGCCUAUUAUCGAAGCGAAAAAGAGCGAAGUCAAUGGGGCUGCACCACAAUACAAAACUAAUCCUAUGAUUUAA